AUGAAAGGCUUGGUUGGCCUCGGAGAAUUUCGAGCUAUUCAUGAGCGAUUGGAUUUUACUGUUUUUCUAGAAUUGUUUCUCACCAUAAUUCUUUUAAAAGAACAUCUUGAUCUCGUCUUGUAUGGAUUUUCUGAACAAACUGUGGACCGGAUACCAGUGGAAACUGGCCCAAAACUGACGAGAACAGUAAUUGCUGGACUCUUUGGCACAACGCCUAGUAAGGGAAUGUAG
This is a messenger RNA of Necator americanus (New World hookworm), 231 nucleotides long. RefSeq lists its product as uncharacterized. Lineage: Eukaryota; Metazoa; Nematoda; Chromadorea; Rhabditida; Ancylostomatidae. The record is from RefSeq and is a predicted model, not a curated record. Bases 1 to 231 code for a protein of 76 amino acids. The transcript has 3 exons.